This is a messenger RNA of Moesziomyces antarcticus, 489 nucleotides long. Its product is annotated as ribosomal protein L29. The record is from RefSeq and is a predicted model, not a curated record. Gene Ontology annotation, cellular component: cytosolic large ribosomal subunit; ribosome. Gene Ontology annotation, biological process: cytoplasmic translation. The transcript is spliced from 2 exons. Bases 1 to 489 code for a protein of 162 amino acids. Lineage: Eukaryota; Fungi; Basidiomycota; Ustilaginomycetes; Ustilaginales; Ustilaginaceae. Gene Ontology annotation, molecular function: structural constituent of ribosome.
AUGCGGUCAGCCGGCCAGUUGAGAAUUUCGCCCCCCCUCAGCCCAGUCUUCUGGCAGGGCAAAGUGCAGAGUGCAGAGUCAGGCCCCGCCCAAGAACGUCGGCGCCAUCAGCGCUCCGCCUUCCUAACCACCAAGUCUCUGUACCCAACCCGUAUAUACCGUCAAGAUGUAAGUCAUCACGCUCGCACCAACGACCACGCCACCACUCGCUGCACCAAGCAGAACGCAUCCUCCACCAUCCCUUCGUUCCAUUCGAAUUCGCACCGCAAGGAUGGCACGGUUGCUUUGCAUGGCGCAUCGUGGCGGGCUAAGUCGAAGAACUCGUCCCAGCACAACCAGGUGCGCAAGGCCCACCGCAACGGCAUCAAGAAGCCCAAGACCAACAAGUACCCGUCGCUGCGCGGUGUGGACCCCAAGUUCGUCCGCAACCAGCGCUACGCCAAGCACGGCACCGAGAAGGCCCUCAAGGCCGCUCGUGCCGAGGCAUAA